Molecule: messenger RNA, 999 nt
Organism: Mizuhopecten yessoensis (Yesso scallop)
Lineage: Eukaryota; Metazoa; Mollusca; Bivalvia; Pectinida; Pectinidae
Product: proline-rich extensin-like protein EPR1
Exons: 2
Coding region: 1-999 (332 amino acids)
Source: RefSeq, a predicted model, not a curated record
AUGGGCUAUCUGGUCAAAGGUAGAACACAGGCCAAGUCACACCACAGUAAUCUCAAAAAGGAAAUUAAGGGGAGCCACCAACCCUCCAUCAACCCACCAACCCUCCAUCAACCCUCCAUCAAACCACCAACCCUCCAUCAAGCCACCAACCCUCCAUCAAGCUACCACAUCAAGCCACCAACCCUUCAUCAAGCCACAACAUCAAGCCACCAACCCUCCACCAAGCUACCACAUCAAGCCACCACCCCUUUAUCAAGCCACCACCCCUCCAUCAAGCUACCACAUCAAGCCCCCACCCCUUUAUCAAGCCACCACCCCUUCACCAAGCCACAACAUCAAGCCACCAACCCUUCAUCAAGCCACCAACUCUUCAUCAAGCCAUUAAUCCACCAAAUCAAGCCACCAACCCUCCAUCAAGCCACAACAUCAAGCCACCAACCCUCCAUCAAGCCACAACAUCAAGCCACCAACCCUUCAUCAAGCCACCACAUCAAUCAACCAACCCUCCAUCAAUCCACCACAUCAUGCAACCAACCUCCAUCAAGCCACCAACCCUUCAUUAAGCCACCAACCCUUCAUCAAGCCACAACAUCAAGCCACCAACCCUUCAUCAAGCAAUCAACCUUCCAUCAAGCCACCAACCCUCCAUCAAGCCAUCAAUCCACCAAAUCAAGCAACCAACCCUCCAUCAACCCACAACAUCAAGCCACCAACCCUCCAUCAAGCCACAACAUCAAGCCACCAACUCUUCAUCAAGCCACCAACCCUUCAUCAAGCCACAACAUCAAGCCACCGACCCUUCAUCAAGCCACCAACCCUUCAUCAAGCCUCCACAUCAAGCAACCAACCCUCCAUCAAGCCACCACAUCAAGCCACCAACCCUUAAUCAAGCCACCAACCCUUCAUCAAGCCACAACAUCAAGCCACCACCCCUUCACCAAGCCACCAACCCUCCAUCAAGCCAUCAAUCCACCACAUAAAGCCACGAAACCUCCAUAA